GUCGAGCAGAAUUGAAAGUGAAAUGUUUGUAACCUGCGCCGAGUAGUUUCCUGUCUGUCUAGCUUUUAUUUGGGCGUGUCCCUGGCGAAAGUACACUGUGCAUUUGACUAUCCGAACGAUGGGUGACAAUAGUGUAAGGUUAGAACAUUAUGAAAUGCUAAAGGCAUUAUACGACUUCGAUGCCACCUUCGCUAAAACUCUCAGCUUUCGUGAAGGAGAUCAUUUUAUAUUCCAUCAGACCAAUACAAAGCAAAGAAAUUGGUGGCAAGUAGUGAAUAGUAAGGCUCAGGUUGGAUAUAUUCCAUCUAAUUAUGUCACUACCGUAAAGGUACAGCCACAAUUUUUCAUCGACUUUUUGGAUGGAUCUAUACUACUUCUACAAUCGGAAAGUAAUAAAAGCGGCGAUACGCAUAAGCAAGAUUUAUUAUCUAAUUUGCUGACGAGAAGAAAACAAAUAGUGUUACAUAAGAAACAACAAGCACCAAGUCAGAAAAAACAAGCACCAAUGCCUCCUGACUUUGGAAAUACUACUCCUACCAAAGAAACUAUUCCUUCUUCUAUAUGUCCUAAUUCAGAGGGAGAUGUCAGACAUAUACAGAGUAAUACUUCUUAUGUAACAGCACAAACGACUCUUCAUGGUAAUUCAGAUCAAGGAGAAGUAUAUAACACACAGUGUCGACGUCAGUCUGGAGCUGAACAACGUAGACAGUCUUUUCCUCGUCAGUCUAGUUCAGAGACAGUUCAAAAAACUUAUCCUACGGCGCCUGAAGUACGUAAGAGUCCUCCGCAGACUAGUGCACGAACAUCUCCUAAUGGUUCGCCUGUAAAAACUAAUUCCUUGUGUAAUAUAAAUUCCAAAACGGCUUAUCAAUUACUCGACAAAGUUCGUCGAAAUACUCAAUUAAGUUAUGAUAUGUCUAAAGUGGCAGUCAUAGUUGUUGUAUCUGACUUACAACAUCUGUUACCUGAAAGUGUAAAUCACUAUUUUGAAGCAUUACUGCAACAAUUAGAAACGCCGCUAACAGUAUCAAAAAUGAAUAUCGAAGAAACUUACGAUGCAAGUAGACUCAAAAUUAUUUUUACUGAACUCACUUCUUGUAAAGAAGAUUCUCAGCAAAGAAAUUGGAUGCUUUACGAGGAUGAAUCUGUUAUAGUAGAAAACAUCACUGAGCUUACAUCUAUACUGACAAAUGCAGAUGCAAAUGUUUCAAGAUACAUUUUAAAACAAGAUCAAUACAAUGGUGUUAAUGUAUUAAUUCAGUAUUAUCAAAUGGAGCCUAGAUGGACUAUAAGACAAUUAUUGUUGCAAUCAUUUGGUGUAAUGUGUAGUUUAGAUUCUAUCAUUUUAACUAUUAUGUUAAACAGCAUAUUACCAAUGGAAUUAGCAAGAGAUAUGAGGAGUAAUCCAAGAAAUGUACAGAAAUUAAAUUAUUCUUCAUUGCUGCUUAGUAUGAUUUUUUCAAUGGGUGAACCAAUGCCAGUUACACAUUGGGAACAACUAGGAUCUGAUUUUGUCUCGUUCCUAUUGGAUUUGAUAGAAAAUCCACCAGAUUCUGAUUUGGAAGAUCAAAUUCCUGAUUUAUUCAUUAAUUUAAUAUUAUCAUAUAAUUUGCAAUUUACGAAUUCGGAAAAUCCAUUAAUAAGUGCAUUAAAAGAAAGGACAGUAGCAAAAAUUUUUACUGAAAAAAUCCUGUUUCUGUUUAACAGAGAAGAGGAUCCAGUAAGAAUAUUUGAUCAUGAACCACAACCUCCUCAUUCCGUAUUGAAAUUGUUUAUUGAUCUAUUUAAUAACGAUUAUACAGCAAGUCUUUUCUAUACUAAUGAUGUGAAAGUUUUGAUUGAAAUUAUUUUGAGGCAACUUUUUGAUAUGUAUCCUGGCGAUAAGCGCAGACAAUAUUUAGAACUAUGUCGUAGAGUAUUACGUACUUCAAAUUAUAAUGAACAUCGGCAUCAAUCCGAAGAUCUCUUAAAAUGCUUUACAAGGAUAUUUUGCGAGGAAACGACUGAGAGUCAAGAGGACCAACGAUUGGUACGUGAAAUUAGCAAUGAGUUUCCACAUUUGUUUAAAAUGUGACCUUUACUUUCAUCCUCCGAUAAUAAAGACUUGGAGGAAGAUGAUUUACAAACUCUCGUAUAAAGCACAAAACUUGAAAGUAGGACUAGGCAGAUAUUUACUCGACUUUCUGGUGAGAAAUCUUCCUUAUUUUUUAUAACUCGCCUUCUCUAAUAUACAUAUAUUAUAUAUUUUUUUUGCUCAAAAAAACCACUAUCAAUGAUAAGAUGCACACUAUAUGAAAGAAUCUCGAUGAGAUAUUCUAUUUGCCGAGUUGAUGUCAUUUCUUAGAUUUAUGCCUUCGGUAGAAAAAGUGUUACCUGCUAAUAGUGACAGAUAUGUGAUUACAUGUUACCAAAAUGAAGAAAAUUAUCGUACAUAUAUAUCAUUAUAUAUGUACGUGUAUCUACCUAUAUAUCAUAUGUUUAGCGUUAUUCGAGAGAAAUUUCUCAUUCCAAAUACGAGGACCAUGACCAUAUAUUAUCGUCCUAUUUUACCCUUUGAUAUUUAAAUAUGAGUUAAAACAAUUUAAAACAGUUAGAUAUAAUAAUGAUCCUAUUGCGAAAGAUUAUUUGCGAAUUUGUUGCAUUUUUGGAACUUUUAAUGAUAUUAAGAAAGAAAAAGACGAACAAUUUAGUCUUACAAAUAGUUAUAUAUCUUCGUGUUAAGCAUAAUCUAGUCGAGGACUACAUAUAUUAUAUAUUAUAUAUAUAUGUGUGUGUAUAUAUAUAUAUAUAUAUAUAUAUAUAUAUAUAUAUAUAUAUCGGAAUAGAACUUUAUCAUCACGUUUCUUAUCUUUACGUGCUAUAUUCUUUGGCAGAAUCUAUUUCGAUAGAAUCGAACAUUUAAAAUGCAAGUUUACGUGAAAACGCCUCUGUGCCACUUACAGUUAUCGAAUUUCCUAGUCUAUCGCUAGUAACUAUAUUUUUUUAAAAGUAUAGUAGUACGUUAUGUUUACACGACUAUUAGACAAAUUAAAUUAAGCGAGUCAAUUUCAACAAAAAAAAAAAAAAAAAUGCUACUAAUGAUAUUAUAAUUACCAUCAAAUGUUGAACGAAUAAAAACGUUUAGGAGA
Vespula pensylvanica (western yellowjacket) is the source of this 3128-nucleotide messenger RNA. RefSeq names its product NCK-interacting protein with SH3 domain. NCBI's taxonomy places the organism in Eukaryota, Metazoa, Arthropoda, Insecta, Hymenoptera, Vespidae. The record is from RefSeq and is a predicted model, not a curated record. Gene Ontology annotation, molecular function: Arp2/3 complex binding; protein binding. Gene Ontology annotation, biological process: endocytosis. The coding region runs from base 119 to 2074 and encodes 651 amino acids. The transcript has 9 exons.